UCGUUCUCGCGCGCGCCGCGCUCCCAUUGUUGUGUGCAGUAGACUCGCGACUCUCGGCCCGCCGCGGCCCGUUUCACGCGCUCGCCAACAACGACUAAAACUGCCGGCGAUAAACAAAAUAAUGACCAGUGUACCACAUUACGUGCAUCGCGAGUGCAACAAGCGACAACAGUGUGUGAUAACGAGUAUGUAACGUGCGUGUUGUGUCAAACGGUGUGCGUUUUUCAACGUGUUUUGGAGUUUGAAGGCGCGUGGACAGCGCAAUGCACGUCGUGUUUAGGUGCAAUCCAACGCAAAAUAUAACGGAACACCUCAACCUUAGGCAUUUUAAGUUUAACCUGACAAAAGUUAUCUGUGAUCUCAUUUUAGUUUAGUAAAAAAAACAAUCGCCUAAAUUAGUUACGAGUACAUAAGUGAAAAAAAAACAUUAGACUGAACAAACAAAUGUCAAUCCGGCGCGAAGGACCGUGAAGUUUGAAUUUGGAAACAGACAAAAUGGCGGUUCAGUGAGUGGUCAUGGAUGACAGAUAGUGGAUAGGUUGUGGUGUUAGUGGAUGGGAUAAUGGAAGUUGGGGCGUUGGGUUCGUGAAAAUGCCGCAUGCUCAUUCGAGUUCGGCGGCGAGCUCGGGCGGCGACGACCUGGGCUCCACUGAUGAGGUCAAGGUCUUCAAAGACGAAGGCGACGGAGAAGACGAGAAGCGGAGCUCCGAGAAUUUACUCGAAGAGAAGUCCAGUCUAAUCGAUUGGACGGAAAGUGAGGAGAAAUCCGGCGAGCCUUACCCCGGUAAACUAUCGGUAAAGUCGGACCUAAGCCCUGUGUUUGGUAAAUUCGAGCCGCAUCCUGCUGCCAGUUUCAACAUGGGUUACCUCAUGGCGCCGUACCCCUACCCCAACGGUGGGGCGCAUCCCCUGCCCGUCUCAAUGUUUAUCGACAGCGGCAUCGACCGUGUCCCAUCACUACAGACGGGUAAGAUGGGCCUGCCUGCGGGAGGAAGUCUCUCCCUCUUCUGUCCUGGUGGAGAACUGGGACAGCCACCACCAGCCCAUAUGGGCAUACCCCCGCCAUACCAGCUCGACUCUAAGUUAGCGGCCGGUCUGGCGCGGACUCCCAUGUACCCCUUCCCAGGGGGUACAUACCCCUACCCCAUGCUCAGUCCAGAGAUGUCACAAGUUGCAGCGUCAUGGCAUACUCCAAGCAUGUACCCAAUAUCUUCAGCGGCGAGUGGCUUCAGGAGUCCUUACCCCACGUCGUUGCCUAUUUCUAGUUCUAGUCUAUCGAGUGAAUUGUACCGGUUUUCUCCAACACUGGGCGGAGGCCUAGGGCUGGGCUUAGGGCCUGCGCUCGUGCCUCCUCCCCCCUCUAAGUCAGACCUCGACUCACAUCAUUCAAGAUAUGCAAGGUCACUAGAGAAAGGCAGCAGCAGUUCUUCAAGCGACAAGCCUUCAGACAGUUCAGCGAAUUCGAACAACAAGGAACAAAACAAGAAACCUCAUAUAAAGAAACCCCUUAACGCCUUCAUGCUCUAUAUGAAGGAAAUGAGGGCGAAGGUAGUCGCCGAAUGUACCCUCAAGGAGUCAGCAGCCAUCAAUCAAAUACUUGGCCGACGGUGGCAUUCGUUGAGCCGCGAGGAACAAGCAAAGUACUAUGAGAAAGCGAGACAAGAGAGACAGCUCCAUAUGCAGCUGUAUCCCGGGUGGAGCGCCAGGGACAACUACGGUUACGGCUCCAAAAAGAAAAAGCGGAAAAAGGACCGCAGUCCCGCAGAGCUGGGAGGAAAUAAUUUGAAGAAAUGUCGAGCGAGAUACGGUCUCGACCAACAGAACCAAUGGUGCAAGCCUUGCAGCCCCGAGUCAAGUAGCGUGAUGGUAUCGGGAGGGCUGGGCCUCCUGCGGCCGGAGCCGACGACGUCCCUCCCGGCCUCCAGCCUCGUCAGCCCGCAGGAGCCCACCUACGUUAACCUCUAGUGCCGGCGCCCCGCCGACGGCCACGCAACGGCGGAAGAAGAAGUGCGUUCGCUACAUGGAAGCGUUGGCGGCGGCGUCGGGGACCGUGGCGAUGCCGAUGGCGACGCCGCAGUCGCCCUGCUCUGAAGAAGACGUUAAGCUGGAGGAGAUGUCGGACGCGUCGAGCUCGGGCGACGCCGACACGCCGCUGUCGGCGUCCAGCCCGGGCGGGCUGAGCGCGCUGUCGUCGCUGGCCUCGCCCGCCAGCGAGCCGGCCGCGCCGCCGCGCCACCCCGUGGGCACCAACCCGCGCGACGCCAACAACCCGCUGUCCGUGGGGCAGCUCACCUCGCAGACGUGGCCGCGCGCCGCGCCGCGCCCCGGACACGAGGUCAUCUCGGUCUCCUAGUGCCGCGCGGACCUCGCAGUGCAGUGCGGGCCACUCGCGCCGCCUCCGCCCGCGGCUCGCGGACCUCACCCGGCGGAGCGCAGCGCGAGUGGUUGACUCGGGACGGGUGGCGCCACCUGUGGGACAGUGAGUGUGACGCCACCGCCACCUGGCGGCCGCGGCGAGAACGAGUGACGGUUGUGAUAAGACGUUAUAGUACCGAUGUUGCUGCAGUUCUCAACUCGUUUGGAGGAAUCCGUAGUGACUAACCUACCUCUGUUGGGCUUUUUGACGAGUAUUGAAUUUUAGGAAUACCAGCACUUUUGUGAACUUUUUAAUUUCGCUAAUUGUAUAGCGAAGUAAGAUUAUAUUCAUAAACAUAAAAGAUACCGUUUUUUCAUGUAAUAAAGUAAAAGGGCCUAAUGUUUAACUAAUGUAAUGAAACCGCACCAAGUGCUGGGUAUUCCCUGAAGUCAAGUCGUUCAACUUGAGAGUGGCUACAGCACUUCAGCCUAAUUCUACAGUAACGAUACUUUAAGUAGUCCAUUCUUCAGUCGAAGUGAUCUCAAAAUUGUGAGCCCGAAUCGAGUCAUUUAUAGUGCAUUUUUAUCAGACCCACGCUUUUAGUAACCGAAUGUGAACAACUUUCUGUAAUACUAGUCACAUAUUAAUGUGCCAUCAUUUUCUAUUUUUAGACACCUUUCACACAAUUUUGUAGUCCAAGAGUUUCUAAUUUUGAUUCUUCUUAAGAUAUUUCCUUAGCCCGAAUAAAACUGAAAAUACUAAAUUAAAUGUAAGUCAAAUCACAUCACCAGUCAAAAAAUAUUCAGUCAUUAAUUAUUUAUUGUUUGAUUUGCAAGUAAUUUUCUAUUUUACUUUCCAACCAUUCUAUUCUCACCAACAAAAUAAAAGGGUUUCAAAUUAAAUUUUCAUAACCUUCUUUCAUAAAUAAUUUGGUUAAAUAAAAGUGUGGGUUUUUUUACCACCUGUACCUUGAGUAGUCAACAAUAUUUUAGCCAUAAUAUACCACUGAUUUCAAUCAAAUUAAUUAACCAAUGCAUCUUUUCAAUAUCACUGUUGUUUUAAAAUCUAACUAAUGUAAAAACAUCGAAAGAAAAGCAUGCUUGAUUUCAACAGUUUUUGAUUUUUAAAUAUUGUGACGAACAAUUCUUUCUUGCUCUCUUGAUAUGGACAUUUUAAUACAGGCCUGACUUUCUUGGCGAAAAGGCAUUUCUUAAACAUUGACGAAAUUAUUGGUUUUUAUCAAUGGGACCUUAAUUUUAAUUGCAUGUUAUACAAAAACACACCUUACUACCCAGUUAUAUAAUUCACUUUAAAUUGAUGGACACUAACUAAAAUACGUACUUUGUUGAAAACGUUUAGACAGUGUUUAUCAAUAUAAAGUGUACCAUUUUACUGUAUUUUAAAAUGCAAUGAAGGUUGUGUUUCUGUUUAAACUUACUGACUAAACACAUAGUCAAACUUAUUACAUUAUUCAGUUUAUUUUAUUCCACUAUUCAAAUUUAAUACUGUGACUAUCAACCGUAUUGUGAUUUUAGUAAAGUUCUUAAUCAUCUGUCUUUUAUUGCAUUAAGGACUUUAUUUCAGUGGCAAUAAUGUUCAAAAUAUAAUAAACUAUUCGCCCAAAGGAUUCAGAAAUAAGGUUUGUUAUAUAAUAAGGUUAUAAAAUGCAUUCUCGUCAUUUGAAAGAAAGGCUUGGUGUUCUUAACUUUCCUAAGUACGGCCUGCACCAGAUAAAGGUUCCAUAGCGAUAUAGAGUUUCAAUUUAGUUAUUAAAAUGUUUUCCCUUCGCAAAUGCUUGUGUAUAAAGUUAUUGUUAAGGCGAGCGGAGGGAAAAAUGUUUUUCCGUUGUACGGAACUUGUUAGACUGUCGUAGAUUAGACUAGGCACGUUGUAUGAGUGAAGUAUAUCAUAAGGUGUUGUGCCGAAUGUGCUUUGUACAAUAUUAUUAGUUUAAACUACAACAGAAAGUGGAAACAUGAGAUUUGUUAUGAUUUUAUGAUGUAAAGCAAGCGUGUCUUGCUAGUAAAAUUGGUAUUUAUUGUAUUGUUGAAUAACACAUCUUUACAAUAGUAAAGAUUGCAUGUUGAAUGUAUUAAUAAUUUUUAACGUUGAUGAUUUUUUAAAUAAUUUCCCACUUUUUGUUCACGUUCAUGGUCUAGUACAAUUUUAAAACAGCGCCAUCUACCAUUGGACUCUAUGCAACUGAAUAGUUCAAGUAAUUUCCGCAAGAUGGCAGCCUACCGUGGCACUUCGGGACAACACCACUCUGUAUAUGUGUAAAGUACAUACAUGAUGUAAAAAUAUAGCUAUAAUCUAACUGUGUCAUAUUAGUAUAUAAGUGUACUAUGCUACUUACAUAUGUAUACAUUAUUAUUAUAUAAAGAAAGAAGUUUAAAAGAAAAAAUAUUAGUUAAAUACUGACUCGAAACUGAAAUGUUUGGUACAUACGAAGACACAAGAUAUUUUAUAAUUGGCAACCCCCGAUAGGAGUCAAAUUUGUAAAUAAAUUUGUAAUUCACGAAUAUAUAGGACAUUUUGGUAUAAAAAUAUUGCAUUUAUAUUAUUAUUAAAAGCGAUUAGUGCCCUCGGAAUGUUCUCGGAUGGUUUGUUUUGUCCAACAAAUGAUUUUUGUUAAUUACUUUUUAUUGUUAUUAUUAAGAAUUUUAACGUUGUUACUUGAAAUGCCAACCCUACAUUGAUUGAUUGAUUUAUAAAUUCUGCUCUCGGUGAUUGAAAAUUAAAUUUUAAUCGGAUAUUAUACGUGACCAAGGAAAUGCAACUUAUAUUAACUGACGAUGUAAUAUCAGCAUGUUUACAAUAUGACAGAAUUAUCAUGAACAUUAUCAUAUAUUGAUUAUUCGUACGAUUUUGCAUGAAAUCCGAAUUUGUGCAAUACUAAAUAAAUGGGUACUGUAUAGUUUUCUAAAUAUUAAAUUAGAUUUUCUUAAAAUUAAUUAAUAAGGUCUAUUUUUGAGUUUUAUAGAGAAUGAUGGAUUUGAUUUUUUAUACUUAUCGAAAAGGAAGUUUUUAUUUUUAAUAAUGAUUUUUAUCCCGUGCCAAAACCAUCUAGAACUACAGAUUGCCAGGGAAUAAGACCAGUUAUGACGAUAUAAUGUCUGUGCCAAAUUUAUGUACGAAACCCGCAGGUAUCAUACCUAACUUGUCUUUAUGUUGAUAGAUUUUAUAGGUUGUUUUUUAUUGUUAAGAGGGUAAUGACAGAUGGCUCUUACGUUGGGCCAGUUAUUUUUUGUAGAGAAAAAUUGACAAAUUAGUAAACUCAAUUAUUAGGUCUGGUCCCAUGUCUUGUGUUCAGUUGAACGAAUAUUAUUUUAAUAAACAACUUAAAAAUUGUA
Helicoverpa zea (corn earworm) is the source of this 5709-nucleotide messenger RNA. RefSeq names its product protein pangolin, isoforms A/H/I/S (gene pan). Gene Ontology annotation, molecular function: DNA-binding transcription factor activity, RNA polymerase II-specific; RNA polymerase II cis-regulatory region sequence-specific DNA binding. Lineage: Eukaryota; Metazoa; Arthropoda; Insecta; Lepidoptera; Noctuidae. The transcript has 14 exons. Gene Ontology annotation, cellular component: beta-catenin-TCF complex. Gene Ontology annotation, biological process: regulation of transcription by RNA polymerase II; canonical Wnt signaling pathway. The coding region runs from base 592 to 1965 and encodes 457 amino acids. The record is from RefSeq and is a predicted model, not a curated record.